Stegostoma tigrinum is the source of this 2295-nucleotide messenger RNA. Its product is annotated as N(4)-(Beta-N-acetylglucosaminyl)-L-asparaginase-like. Gene Ontology annotation, biological process: protein deglycosylation. Lineage: Eukaryota; Metazoa; Chordata; Chondrichthyes; Orectolobiformes; Stegostomatidae. The record is from RefSeq and is a predicted model, not a curated record. The coding region runs from base 174 to 1202 and encodes 342 amino acids. Gene Ontology annotation, molecular function: N4-(beta-N-acetylglucosaminyl)-L-asparaginase activity. The transcript has 9 exons. Gene Ontology annotation, cellular component: lysosome.
GACGUAGGGGCGGUGCCUUCAGACAAGCAUAGACGAGUGUGGGAAGUAAAUUUUGCAGCGAGUGGCCAAAUAGCCAAGUUUUGUUGCGGCAGCUGCCGUAUGCGAGUGAGCUGAUCCUGACGGGCUGAGUAGUAGCAGGGCUUUCUGUGAAUGGGGGCCCGCCUCAUGUUGCUAUGGGAUCCCCGGGUUACGUUCCACUGAUUCUCGCGCUGAGCGCCUCCUGCUUCCAAGCGGACACCCAGAUCCCCCUGGUCAUCGCCACCUGGCCUGACCAAGUGGCUGCGGUGGAAGCAUGGAGCAGCCUUCAGUCUGGAAGUUGUGCAUUGGAUGCAGUGGAGAAAGGUUUGCAUCAGUGUGAAAUUUACCAAUGUCGAGGCACUGUGGGAUACGGAGGAAACCCAGAUGAACAUGGGGAAACAACAUUGGAUGCCAUGAUCAUGAAUGGUGACACAAUGGAGGUUGGAGGAGUUGGGCAACUUCGAAGAAUUAAAAGUGCGAUUCGUGUUGCUCGAGCAGUGAUGGAUCACACCAGUCAUUCGCUGUUGGUGGGGGAGUCAGCUUCAGAAUUUGCUCAGAAUAUGGGUUUCUUAAGUGAAGAUCUAACAACAAAUAUAUCACUGUCCAUGCAUACAAAAUGGCUGAACCAAAGAUGCCAGCCCAAUUUCCAGAAGAAUGUUCUACCAAAUCCUGAAACUUCAUGUGGGCCAUACAAACCAAUAAUGGGGCCACUGUCAAAAAACCAUGGAAUACCAGCACAGAUUGCCGAUGUUCAUAACCAUGACACCAUUGGAAUGGUUGUGAUUGACAAGACUGGAAGUAUAGCUGCUGGGACAUCUACCAAUGGUCUAACACAUAAAAUCCCAGGCCGUGUGGGAGAUUCACCGAUAGCUGGGGCAGGUGCUUAUGCCGAUAGCACAGCUGGAGCUGCAGCUGCUACUGGAAAUGGAGAUGUUAUGAUGCGGUUUGUUCCAAGUUACCAAGCAGUGGAGUAUAUGCGAAUGGGAAUUGAACCAGCCAAAGCUUGCCAGAAGGUUAUUAAAAGAAUCCAAAAAUAUCACCCACAGUUUUUCGGCGCCCUUAUCUGUGCUAACAGAACUGGGGGUUAUGGCGUUGCAUGCAGUAAAACUCCGAAACUUAACCAGUUUCACUUCAUGGUCUACAAUCCAAUGAAGGCUUCGGAAGAAAUAGUGGACUGUAUUUAAAGCUGUUGUGAUGCAAUGUUUUCAGAGCCUUUAAGGCUGCUUACUCUUGAUUGUGAAUCACGUUCAACUAGAGAUAAAGUUAGUACAGAAUAGUGUUGAUAAUACAUUCUGGAAUUGUGCAGAAUGGUGUUGAUAAUGGAAAUUAAAUUUCUAGCAAUCAUAUUUGAAAUAUGACAAAGAUAGUGGGUUACAUUCAUGCCACACAAUGGCUGUCUCCAACAAGGAAGAAUCUAACCAUUUCUCCUUGAUGGUCUCCUUGGCAUUGUGGUCAUGGAAUCCUGGAGAUUACCAUUGAUCAGAAACUGAACUAGACCAGCCAUGCAUAGGAAAGGUUUGGAGGGAUAUGGGCCAGGAGCAGGCAGGUGAGACUAGUUUAGUAUGAGUUUGUUUGGCAUGGACUGGUUGGACCAAAUCAUCUGUUUCCGUGCUCUAUGACUCUAUGAAUGUGAGAUUGGUUUAGAUGAACAUGAAAUGACUUUAUCCCAGGGUGGAAAUGCCAUAUACUAGAGGCCAUAGUUUUAAGGUGAGAUGGGAAAAGUUUGAAUGAGAUGUGAGAGGCAGGUUUUCUUGCACAGAGGAUGUUAGGUUCCUGAAACAAUUUAAUUACAGUUUAACAGCAGCCUCUACAAGGCUCAAAGGUAAGGACACCAUCAGAGCACACAAGAGCCCUCAGGGAUAUCAUUGUGUUAAGCAGCUUUAUUUCAAAAGCCAGCCCUGGGAUGACUCUGCAGAGAUGCUGCAGAACUGAACAUUGAGUUGAUAGAAGUUGUAACGUUUAAACAGUUGUUUUGCAGCUGUAACAUUUCAUAAUUGGUACUAUGUUAAUUUUCCAUUUGACUCAUGGCCUAUCAUCUGUUUUCCAUUAUUACACUAUUUAAAUUGCUCUUCAUUUCUCAAAUGAAUGUUUACUUCAGGACUCUGCCAGAAGAGUCCCAACAUCUGUGUAAAGAGGCAUGUGUUCAAAUCCCCCAUGUUCCAGUGCAGGUUGAUUCUUUUAAGAAAACCUGUUACUUUUUCCUUACACUGUAAUCUCAGGUCUUACUAUUGAUAAAUGAUCAAAAUCAAUGAGAUGGAAUAAAGAAUUUUAAAAUCA